AUGGCAGAUGUCCCUCGGGACCUGCUUGAGCAGGUGAGUCAAUUGGAGGCCCUGUUCACAGUGGAUGCUAAGAAGCUGAAGGAGAUUACCGAGCACUUUGUGAGUGAGUUGGACAAAGGUCUUAGCACCGAGGGUGGCAGUAUUCCCAUGAACGUAACAUGGGUCAUGGACUGGCCCACUGGAAAAGAGACCGGCACGUAUCUUGCUCUUGAUAUGGGAGGUACGAACUUGAGAGUGGCCGAGAUCACUUUGGACGGUAAGAGAGGUUUCGACGUGAUUCAAUCUAAAUACCAUAUGCCCAAGAAUAUCAAGACAGGCACUUCAGACGAGCUGUGGGACUACAUUGCCGGUUGUUUGGAACAGUUUCUGGCGUCGCAUCACGCUGGUCAGGAGAUCACUAAUGUUCAUUUGGGAUUCACUUUCUCGUAUCCAUGUACCCAGCCAGCCAUUAACAAGGGUAUUUUACAACGAUGGACCAAGGGAUUUGAUAUUGACGGUGUUGAAGGCCAAGAUAUCCAGCCUUUACUGGAUGCCGCUCUUAAGAAAAGAAACGUGCCUAUCACGGUAGUGGCUAUUAUCAACGAUACCACUGGUACACUUGUGGCUUCUAACUACACGGAUCCAUUCACCAAGAUGGGAUGUAUCUUUGGAACCGGAUGUAAUGCUGCGUAUUACGAGGUGGUCAAGAACAUUCCCAAGUUGAAGGGACAUGUCAACGACGAUAUUAAACCGGACUCGGUCAUGGCUAUUAAUUGUGAGUGGGGAGCUUUUGACAACGAACACGCCGUGCUUCCUCGAACUAGUUACGACGUAAAAAUCGACGAAGAGUCGCCCCGUCCACACCAACAGGCGUUUGAAAAGAUGAUUGCCGGGUAUUAUCUGGGAGAGAUUCUGCGAUUGACGCUGGCCGAUUUGCAUAAACAAGGAUUUGUGUUUGAGAAGCAGGAUAUUACCAAGUUGGAUGAGCCAUAUACUUUAGACACAUCGUUCUUAUCACGUAUUGAGGAGGAUCCAUGGGAGAAUUUGUCUGAUGUCGAGCUGUUGUUCCAAGAAGAACUUGACCUGAGAACCACUGAACCCGAGAGGAAACUGAUCCGUCGUUUGGCCGAGCUCAUUGGAACCCGUGCUGCCCGUCUUUCGGCCUGUGGAGUGGCUGCUAUUUGCAAAAAGACCGGAAUGACCGAAUGCCACGUUGGUGCUGACGGUUCGGUCGUGAAUAAAUACCCACUCUUCAAAGAGCGUGGAGCCCAGGCUCUGAAAGAGAUCCUGGACUGGGAUAUCGCCAACCCUGACGACUACCCUGUCAAAGUGACUCCUGCCGAAGACGGUUCCGGUGUGGGUGCCGCCAUCAUCGCAGCCCUGACCGCUGCCCGUGUCGAAAAGAACCUCUCCGUGGGCCUCAAGGCCUAA
Molecule: messenger RNA, 1410 nt
Organism: Sugiyamaella lignohabitans
Lineage: Eukaryota; Fungi; Ascomycota; Dipodascomycetes; Dipodascales; Trichomonascaceae
Gene: HXK2
Product: hexokinase 2
Exons: 1
Coding region: 1-1410 (469 amino acids)
Biological process (GO): intracellular glucose homeostasis; glycolytic process; glucose 6-phosphate metabolic process
Cellular component (GO): mitochondrion; cytosol
Molecular function (GO): fructokinase activity; ATP binding; glucokinase activity
Source: RefSeq, a predicted model, not a curated record